AGCAGGAAGUACACGACUAGAUCAUCCAUCUAAACCACAUGCAGCAGAAACGGAAAAACAAAAGUAACAAAACUCUUCGCAUUCAUGCAGAUGUCGACUGUCUGAUGUACCACUAAACCGAAUCGUGAGACUGAACAUCUACACUCCGCACAGUGGAUGUAUUUGAGCAGACAGGAACAUGGGGCAGGACCUUGGAAAACAUGAGCUGCUGUCUGAUUCCAAGGUGUCUUCAACAGUAUCUGAACACAUCUUGGUGGACGCUUCUGCAGAGUCACAAGAUGAGGUGUUUGGACUGGGCGAGGCGGACAUGAACCAGAACAAUGAUUGCUCUGGCAAGUGUGCAGCGGUGACUGACUCCAUGAACGCUGAAGUACAUCACAGCAGCUGGAAGCAGCUGAGCCCGGACAACCCGAAUGCCUUGGGGCCCCGCCCACACUUGGUCCGCCUCUUCUCUCGAGAUGCUCCGGGUCGCGAGGACAACACCUUCAAAGACCGCCCCUCGGAAUCCGACGAGCUGCAGACCAUCCAGGAGCACGGAGGAGCGGGCUCAGAGUGUGGCUCCGACUGUGCCGAGCAGGACCCCGAGUAG
This is a messenger RNA of Xyrauchen texanus (razorback sucker), 589 nucleotides long. RefSeq names its product myelin basic protein-like. The record is from RefSeq and is a predicted model, not a curated record. The transcript has 4 exons. Gene Ontology annotation, molecular function: structural constituent of myelin sheath. Lineage: Eukaryota; Metazoa; Chordata; Actinopteri; Cypriniformes; Catostomidae. Bases 179 to 589 code for a protein of 136 amino acids.